Messenger RNA from Coregonus clupeaformis (lake whitefish), 1804 nucleotides. It is a transcript of the gene has1, whose product is annotated as hyaluronan synthase 1. The transcript has 4 exons. The coding region runs from base 9 to 1736 and encodes 575 amino acids. The record is from RefSeq and is a predicted model, not a curated record. Gene Ontology annotation, biological process: hyaluronan biosynthetic process; extracellular matrix assembly. Gene Ontology annotation, molecular function: hyaluronan synthase activity. Lineage: Eukaryota; Metazoa; Chordata; Actinopteri; Salmoniformes; Salmonidae.
GGUGGAAAAUGGAACUGAAACCAUUGCUAAGGCGUAUGGGCUCGAUAGUCCGUGCCAUCCUGACAUUCCUCUUUGCCUUGGUGGUGCUGGGGGUGAUGGUGUGGGCCUACGUCCAGGGCUUCCAGCUGGCCACCUCCCCGUACGGCAUCAUCUCCUUCGGCUUCUACGGCCUCCUGCUGGGGCUCCACGUCCUGGUCCAGAGCCUGUUCGCCUUCGUGGAGCACCGCCGCAUGAGGGCCCGAAGCAAGGCCUGCACCUUCACCAAGACCAUCGGCUUCACUAUCUCAGCCUACCAGGAGGACCCAGAGUACCUGCGCGAGUGCCUCAACUCCAUUCGGGCCCUCAAGUACCCUCCAGAGCUGCUGCGGGUCAUCAUGGUGGUGGAUGGGAACUCGGAGGACGACCUCUACAUGCUGGAGAUGUUCAGGGAGGUGUUUGCAGACCAGGACCCUGGCUGUUACGUGUGGAGGAAUAACUACCACACGUGGGACCCCACCCAGACCCAGGAGUGGGGCAUCCCCGGGGUGAUAGGCCCCGCCGGGGACGCUAGUUAUGGGUUGGGAGAGGACCCCCAGAGGAGGGAGGUGGAGGAUCUGAUCAACAGCAGGAGGUGUGUGUGCAUCAUGCAGAAGUGGGGUGGAAAGAGGGAGGUGAUGUACACAGCAUUCAAGGCACUGGGACUGUCGGUGGACUACCUACAGGUGUGUGACUCUGACACCAAGCUAGACCCCCUGGCUACGGUGGAGCUGUGUAAGGUUCUGGAGAGCAACCAGAAGUACGGGGCGGUGGGAGGAGACGUGAUGAUCCUCAACCUCAAGGAGUCCUACAUCAGCUUCAUGAGCAGCCUGCGCUAUUGGAUGGCGUUCAACAUCGAGAGGUCCUGCCAGUCCUUCUUCAACUGUGUCUCCUGCAUCAGCGGCCCCCUGGGUAUGUACAGGAAUGACCUCCUCCAGCAGUUCUUAGAGUCCUGGUACAACCAGAAGUUCCUGGGGACUCACUGCACAUUUGGGGAUGACAGACAUCUCACCAACCGCAUGCUCAGCAUGGGCUAUGCCACCAAAUACACGGCCCGCUCCAAGUGCUACACAGAGACGCCAGGCCAGUUCCUCCGGUGGCUCAACCAGCAGACGCGCUGGACCAAGUCUUACUUCCGUGAGUGGCUCUACAACGCCAUGUGGUGGCACAAGCACCACCUGUGGAUGACCUACGAGUCCAUCGUCUCUGGUGUCUUCCCCUUCUUCGUCACGGCCACCAUCAUCCAGCUGUUCUGGACAGGCACCCUGUGGGACAUCCUCUGGGUCCUCUGCUGCAUCCAGCUCAUCGGCCUGAUCAAGGCGGCCUAUGCCUGCAUCCUGCGCCGCGACCUGGUCAUGUUGUUCAUGUCCCUCUACUCUGCCCUCUACAUGACCAGCCUGCUGCCCGCCAAGUACUUUGCCAUCAUCACCAUGAACAAGAGCAGCUGGGGCACGUCGGGCCGCCGCAAGAUGGUUGGGAACUACAUCCCCCUGCUGCCUCUGUCGGUGUGGGCGGCCAUCUUGCUGGGAGGGUUCUGCUACACCAUCUACAAGGAGAGCCAGAAGGGCUGGUUCACGCCGGCUAAGGUACUAGAGACCAGGUUUCUGAUCUACGGCUGUGUGGCGUACGUCUGCUACUGGUUCCUCAUGAUCUUCCUCUACUGGGUGUGGUUCCGCAGGCUGUGUAGGAAACGCUCCCAAAGUUAUGACGUGAGCGUAUAGGGAAAAAAUACAGGAUAUUAUGUAUUUAUUUUGUAUUGUGUACAUUAAAGUUUCAUUUAUUUAUUUCA